CCACAUUUAUAAAAAAAGAUACUCGAAGGGUGUUAGAAAUGCAAUUCUGUCGUGAAAUGCAGGAAGAGGGAGCAAAUAUCACUGUCAAUUCAGUUCAUCCGGGUCUGAUAAUGACGAAUCUCAUGAGACAUUCAGCCUUUUUGAUGAGAAUCUUAAGGGUUUUCACUUGUUUACUGUGGAAGAAUGUCUCUCAGGGGGCAGCUACAACUUGCUACGUCGCCCAUCAUCUAAGUUUAAAGGGAGUGACUGGAAAGUACUUUUCUGAUUGCAACGAGUAUAAGCCAAGCAAGCUUGCACGAGACGAAGUGUUAGCUCGGAGUCUUUGGGAUUUCAGCAACAAUCUGAUAAAUGCAUCUCAAAAGAUUAUUGAUAAGUAGAAGAGAGUCAUUGGAAAUCCUGCAA
Messenger RNA from Solanum stenotomum, 402 nucleotides. Its product is annotated as short-chain dehydrogenase TIC 32 B, chloroplastic-like. The record is from RefSeq and is a predicted model, not a curated record. The transcript has 3 exons. Lineage: Eukaryota; Viridiplantae; Streptophyta; Magnoliopsida; Solanales; Solanaceae. The coding region runs from base 39 to 377 and encodes 112 amino acids.